AUGAAGCUCAGAGUAAAAGGCUUCGGCCUCCUGCUUCUCCUUGUCUUGCUUGCUCUAUGCUCCACCAUUGAUGUCUGUGACGCGAGGAGAGGCAAGCAUUGGAGGCCAAGGAGCUCGCCGAGCUCCUCUCUGCUCAAGAAGAAAGGGAAGGCAAAGAAGGGCAGCUCCCACCGGCAGCACGGGGGCAACCGGCGAAGCCCGCCACCAGCCCCCCCUGGUGUUGGCAAAGGACACCAGACGCCAUACCAGCCAAGCCCCAAUGUACCUGUAAGUCCGAGCCCGAGCCCGAGCCCCAAGCCGAGCCCUGCCAAAGGCAAUGGACAUACAAGUCCACAGCCUUCAUCUCCAAGCUGUGGAAAGGGCAGGCAGCCACCGCCGCAGCCACCACCUGCGGCCUCAGCCUCACCAGGCGCGGUGUUUAACGUGGUUGAUUUCGGAGCCAAGGGUGAUGGAAUUUCAGACGAUACAAAGGCUUUUCAAGCAGCGUGGGCUGCUGCGUGCAAGCUGGGAGCGUCUACAGUUCUCGUACCAUCAGAACUAGAGUUCCUUGUUGGGCCAAUCUCCUUUUCUGGGCCUUACUGCAAACCAAACAUUCUUUUCCAGGUUUCAAGUGGUGGGAUGUUUGAAAAUAGAAAUGAAACGAAAUUUUCAUGUGUACAAAGAGAAACAAACUCCAAUCUGGCAAAGGAAGGGACGAUCUUAGCCCCAACAAAUGCUAAAGCAUGGGGUUCUGGCUUGCUUCAAUGGCUUGAAUUCACCAAACUAAGUGGGUUAUCAAUUCAAGGCAGUGGCACCAUAAAUGGUAGGGGGCAACAGUGGUGGACCUACUCAGACCCAAAUGACGAUGAGGAUGACGACACACAGUACAAUCAGGAGCUUGAAAGGAUGCCACGGGUUAAACCUACGGCAUUGAGGUUCUAUGGUUCUUCAAAUGUCGUAGUGGCUGGCAUCACAAUUGUCAACAGCUCACAGUGCCAUCUCAAGUUUGACAACUGUCAAGGGGUGCUGGUCCACGACCUGACAAUAUCCUCCCCUGAGAACAGUCUCAACACCGACGGAAUACACCUGCAGAACUCCAAAGAUGUCAGCAUUCAUCAUACCAACUUGGCUUGCGGUGACGAUUGCAUCUCCAUCCAGACAGGAUGUAGCAACAUAUACAUACACAAUGUGAAUUGUGGACCAGGCCAUGGAAUCAGCAUUGGUGGACUAGGCCGGGACAACACAAAAGCAUGCGUCUCUAAUGUAACAGUAAGAGAUGUCAACAUGUUCAGAACAAUGACUGGUGUCAGAAUCAAGACCUGGCAGGGUGGUAUAGGACUGGUUCAAGACAUAAGGUUCUCAAACAUACAAGUCUCCGAAGUUCAAACACCUAUUAUGAUAGACCAGUUCUAUUGCGACAAAAGAACCUGCACAAAUCAAACAUCAGCAGUGGCAGUAUCAGGCGUUCAGUAUGAGAACAUCAGAGGGACAUUUACAAUCAAGCCUCUCCAUUUUGCAUGCAGUGACAGCUCACCUUGUUCAGGGAUCACACUUACCGGAGUACAACUUAAACCCGUGCAAAUAGCCCACUACCACCUAAACAAUCCAUUCUGUUGGCAAGCUUUUGGGGAACUCUUCACUCCAACCAUCCCUCCCAUAGCUUGUCUGCAGAUUGGAAAACCUGCUGGGAACAACUUGCAGUCAUACCAUGACAUAUGCUGA
This is a messenger RNA of Triticum turgidum subsp. durum (durum wheat), 1701 nucleotides long. NCBI's taxonomy places the organism in Eukaryota, Viridiplantae, Streptophyta, Magnoliopsida, Poales, Poaceae. The record is from the annotation of a GenBank genome assembly.